GGAAGAGGCUGGAAGGAAAGGCACAUUCCACUGUGGCUCUGCAUUCCACUCCUUCCGUGGGCCCCGCAGUGACUCUGCCUUCUGUGCGUCCAGCCUGGCUCCCUCUCCCAUCUCACUGCUGCAGAGUAGGCCAAAUCCAAAUCCUGCCCAGGGCGGGGCUCCGCUCAUCACAGUCCAAGCCCAAGUGCAGCAGAGUGCAGAGGACUCCACUCGGUCAGCAGCAGCACAGGACUCAGCAAACAACACAGUGCGGAGAGGAUGCUGGUCUCGAGGCCCAAGGCGCUGCUGCUUCUCACAGCACUCCUCGUCCCCUCUGGCUGGACACCCCCGGGCGUCAGUGGUCAGCGAGGAGAUGACGUGACUGAAGAAACAUUCACAGAUGAUCCUAAUCUGGUGAAUGAUCCGUCUACAGAUGAAACAGUUCUGGCUGAUAUCGAGCCUUCCACAGAUGACCUAGCUUUGACCAGUGAUAAAAAUGCCAGUGCAGAUGAGCCCUGCCCUAAAAGUCACUGGGGAAAGAGGAGACCAUGGUGAAUGAUCCCCAAACCUUCUUUUUCUCCUACCUCUGAACUUUAUUAAGUGGAUAAUAGACUGUAAAUAAAAUCAGUUUGAUGGCAGAGACUCAUGUUACCCUAAACAUUACAGGUAUAAGAUAUAUACCCUAUAUAUACAGAUACAAGACGCACUGAUCAUUCUGAUCUGCAGCUGGGGUGGAAACAGCUGGAAGAGCACAGAGAGGCCUGCCAGGAACGCUCAUUCUCCAGAAUGAGAUCAUCAGUCUUUCGGUUUAAUAUUUCCGACUGCACCUGAAUAAUCUUAGAAAGCCUUUUUUCCUAGAAGAGCGCAUAGAGAUUAUUUUAUGCUCUUCUGCUUGAAGGUAGGGAAGCACCUAAAUUUCAUCUGAGUCAGUUUCUUCUUCUGCUGCUUUUGGUGAGCGGGGAGCACACGCCCCCGGCUGUGUGGCCCUCUGUGGUGACUGCUGGGUGUUUCUCCCCCUCUAGCUCCUUUCCCCCAGCCUCUAAGCCUCUGUUUCUGCUGCCCGAUUUUGAUCUCCCUGUGUUUUGUGCUGGGCUCCCGCAGAGUGCCGAUGAAAAAUUCGCUUGCACAAGACUGUACUCCGUGCACCGGCCAGUCAGACAGUGUGUCCACGAGGUCUGCUUCACUAGUGUACGGCGCACGUACAUCAUCAACAAUGAGAUCUGCUCCCGGCUUGUCUGCAAGGAGCACGAGGCCAUGAAAGAUGAGCUGUGCCGGCAGAGGGCAGGUCUGCCCCCAAGGCGACUCCGUCGCUCCAGCUACUUCCGACUUCCUCUCUGUGACAAUGCGGAUUCGCAGUGACCUCUGGAGUGUGAUCAUCAAGGAAGAAGAAAGCCAGAACUGGGAAUUCUGCUUCUCCAUCUGCCGUCAGUUAAUCCGGAGACAUCAAUGUUUCCUAAAUCAGUCUUCCUAUAGUGUCUAGCUGUUGCCUCUAAAUUUUCAGAGUCUGAUGACAUUUAUCUCAGUUUUCAGUACUUUUUUUUUGUGGUACUGGGGAUUGAACUCUCCACCUCACACUUGCCAGGCAGGCGCUUAUGCAGCUGAGCUAAAUCUCCAGCCCUAAUUUUCAGUACUUUAAAUGUUAUUGUUACAUAGCUUUGCUGCUUCCCAAAAUCAAUCAUAGGCAUAGUGGAUACAUGAUGACCUCCUGGCUGAUGGAGAAACAUUCUGCAUACUGUUUUCAGAAGAGAAUUUUAUAGAUAUAUAUAUAUAUAUAAAAUGGUGCUAAGAAUUGAACCCAAGACCUCACGAAUGCUAGGCAAGAGCUCUAGGACUGAGCUAAAGCCCCGGCCUUUUAGGUUAAUAAUCUUAACCAUUAAAUGUGUUGGACAGAGAUCUUAGGUGGAAGUGCUAUUCUUGCCUAUUUUGGCUGGCCAUAGAGCUUCACCUAUUUUGCAUUUCUGGCUCCUAGGUCAACCUCCCAUCAUUCCUCCAUAUUCAUUUUAAAUGUUUAGCUUUGAUUGUCCUAACUUUUGCCUGGUAGGUCUUUUUUAGGAGAGGGAAGAUGGUAAUUUUUGUGGUCCUAGGAGACUGUCCAACACAGCCAAGGAUUUUAUAAUCUUACAUAAAUACAUGAAGACUUAGGAUGGCGCUCUGUGGGGCUGGGGAUUUAGCUCAGCGGCAAAAGCGCCUGUCUUGCAAGCAGGCAGUCGUGAGUUCGAUCCCCAGUACUGAUAAAAAGGAAAAAGACAAUAAAUAAAUAAAUAAAUGAAGGAUCGCACUCUGCCACACUUCGAGGCUGGGCUAAAGAGAGAGGCCAAUGCUGGUUAUAGAACUUGCACUCUUAAUUCCAGUUUGUCAUGCCUUUGUCCCAUCAAGAAGUGGGAUAGGGAGUGAAGCCUGGUUUUCUGAUUCAUGUAUUAUUCAUUACUAUCAUUAUUAUUAUUAUCAUGUAUUAUUAGUAUUCACGUGCUGCGGGUGGCCUCCUCCACCAAGCAAGUUAAACUUCUUUUGAGACUGCACCCAUGUUUCUGACUUCCUUCAAACUGUGCUUGUUCCCCAUCACCACUUCCCCCGUGCACAGGUACAGCUUCCUGUGCCAGUGCCUUCUAGAAUAUUCUGACUGGGUCCUAAGAAGGGAGGAUGGAUCCAAACUUCAAUAUGCAAGCAGAAAACUUAUCUAAUGUUUAAAAUGAAAGAGGAAAAAAGUCACUUACCUUGGCUCUCUCAGUAACCAUGAAGCCUCAGGUAGAGCUGUAUUUUUCUGAUGAGCCUUGGUUUAAUUUCCUCAUAUUUUGUUUUAAGGGUUUCAUUCUAUGAAUCUCUGGGUUUGGAUGCACUGGAGCCUACAUAUGCUGUCACCAACCACAUUCACAGCAAGCCUGCAUGCUUGCUUUGCCCUAGGUAUGGACAGCAGUCCAGCAACGCAGCCAGUGCAGUCCUGGGGUUGAACCCAGGGCCUCCUGCAUGCUACACACUCUGCUGCUGAGCUACUUUCCCUGCCACCAAAAUCCCAUUUUAAUAAAUGACAAGCAUUUACCAUGAACUCUUCCUUCUGAAUAAUAAAAACUUUCCGUAAAAGCCAGUGGAAUUCACAUGGGAACUAGGAGACAAAGGUUACAUGUGACAGUGGGGGUUGGAUUCCUCUCUGUAGCUGAAAAAACUAGUGAAAUGAGGCUCAGAUUCUUUGUUUCUUUCUUUCUUUCUUUUUUUUUUUUUUUUUUUUUUUUUUUUUGUGUGUGUUUUUCAUUUUUAUCGGUACCAGGGAUCGAACUCACAACCACCUGCUUGCAAGGCAGGUACUUAGGCCGUUGAGCUAAAUUUCCAGCCCCCUCUUUUUUUCUUUUAUGGUACUGGCAAUUGAAUGAAGGCAAGGACCUUACCAAGGAUUUGCAUCCUCAGCCCUUUUUAAUUUAAUUUUAUUUUUUGAGAUAGGAUGUCAUUAAAUUACCCAGGCUGGCCUCUAACUUUCAGUCCUCCUGCCUCAGCCUGCCAAGUAGUAGGAAUUGUAGGUAUGUGGCAGGACACCUGGCAAUGACUGGAUACUUGCUGUUGAACAAUUUACAGCCUGGAGCAAUAGCUCAGAGAUAGAGCACUUGUCUAGCAUGAGCAAUGCCCUGGUUUUGAAACCCAGUAUGGCAAAAAAAGGGAAGAAAUAAUUCAGUUUAAUGAGAUUUGCACGACUGAUAAAAGAGAAAAACUCUCUGCUCCACGUAGUAUCUAGAAUUAAAUAUAUUCAUACACAAAUAUAUUAAAUGGAUAUUAUAGCUUCUACUGAGAGACACCAUGGGCACAGAUCUUCUAAGAAUUAUCUUAAGAGUGUUCAAAAUGCUCCAAAUUUGAAGUAAUAAGGAGAUGGAAACAUUAAUUUACCUGAAUUGAACAGUGCCUAUUGUAUACAUGUAUUGAAAUCUGUACACGUACUUCAUAAAUAUAUACAAUGAUUACAUGUUAAUAAAAAUGUAAACAAAGUGUUUAAUAAAGUGUUUAAUGUGAUGGAAA
Cavia porcellus (domestic guinea pig) is the source of this 3978-nucleotide messenger RNA. RefSeq names its product microfibrillar-associated protein 5. Lineage: Eukaryota; Metazoa; Chordata; Mammalia; Rodentia; Caviidae. The transcript has 10 exons. The coding region runs from base 259 to 534 and encodes 91 amino acids. The record is from RefSeq and is a predicted model, not a curated record. Gene Ontology annotation, cellular component: microfibril.